AUGCCAGCCACUUCCGCUCCAGCCAAAGUUCUCGUCUCCGGCAUCAACGGAUACGUCGGUGCCUGGGUCGCCGAGGCAUAUCUCGCCGAAGGUUUCACCGUCCGCGGAACUGUGCGCAGUAUUGCGCGCGCAGGACAACAUCUCCGCGAGACGUUCGCCAAGUACGGAGAUAAGUUUGAGCUGGUGGAGGUAACGGAUAUAAUCGCGCCUGGCGCUUUUGACGAGGCUGUCAAGGACAUUGAUGUAGUGGCGCAUACGGCUUCCCCGUUUCAUCUACACGCUGAGGAUCCGUCCGAGAUCAUCGACCCUGCUGUGAAGGGCACGCUGAGCAUUUUGCACUCCAUUCUCGAGCAUGGGACCGACGUCAAGCGCCUCGUUCUCACCUCCUCCAUCGUGUCCAUCUGGUCAUUGCACAUCGAUAAGCCGGCCAUCUUCACCGAAAAGGACUGGAACGAGCAGGCUAUCCAGAUCGUGAAUGAGAAGGGCAGGGAUGCAGACGCUGCGAGCAAGUAUGGGGCGAGCAAGACGCUGGCGGAGAAAGCAGCUUGGGCGUUCGUCGAGGAGCACAAGCCAGCAUGGGACCUCGCCGUGAUCAACCCGCCCUUGAUCUGGGGCCCACCGAUCCACGAGGUCCACGCCGCUGACACGCUGAACACCUCUCAGAAGGUGCUGUUUGACAUCCUCACCGGCGCCUGGCCAGAGGCAUACGACUCGACAGGCUACGCGGCCGUCGACGUUCGUGACAUCGCUCUUGCGCAUGUUCGUGCAGCGCAGCUCCCACAGGCCGGCGGCGAGCGGGUGCUCAUCAGCUCGUUCAACGGGUAUCCGCAGGACGUGCUUGACGUUGCCAACGCGAUACAGCCGCGCAUCUGGGAUGCAUUGCCUGCGGGUCCGAAGCCUGGAUCCACGAAGGACAAGGACAAGCUCAUAAACGUCGAUAUUGCGCAGUUUAGGCGCUUGUACGCGUUCGAACUGCGUUCGAUCGAGGAGACGUUGCGAGACUCGUUAGAGGACUUUAAGAAACGUGGUUGGAUUCAGUAG
Messenger RNA from Peniophora sp. CBMAI 1063, 1041 nucleotides. Lineage: Eukaryota; Fungi; Basidiomycota; Agaricomycetes; Russulales; Peniophoraceae. The record is from the annotation of a GenBank genome assembly.